Gigantopelta aegis is the source of this 483-nucleotide messenger RNA. RefSeq lists its product as uncharacterized. The transcript is spliced from 3 exons. The record is from RefSeq and is a predicted model, not a curated record. Lineage: Eukaryota; Metazoa; Mollusca; Gastropoda; Neomphalida; Peltospiridae. The annotation marks the transcript as partial.
AUGGAGUGUAACAUCCUCGACCAGAACCAGACGUACGACGUGCACGAAUUCUUCGACUACAACAACAACCGAGACCUCGUCAAGCAGUACUCCGGAAGUCAGGAGAUCGAGGUUCACUACGACUACAACAUCAACGAGGUGAUCUUCAUCCUCACACAGCCAAACGCCGACCCACAAUGCCAGGCGACAACACUGAGCGCACACCCGAACGUCCUCAUGUUCGGAGACAGGGUCGUGAACGGCGGGAACCACAUCUUCAGUCCUUCGGGCGCCUUCCACUUCAACCAGGACGGCGUGAUCGAGGUGUACAAGAACAAGGACGUCGUGCGCGGCAUCAACGUUGACAAGUGGUACUCCUGUCAAUACUGGAGCAAGAUGAACGCAACCAUGAACAUCACGUGGUACUUCGCCGACGCUAAUACUUGGGACACAUCGAUUGGUCUCAAGCAGGCCCCCGUGCGCUGCCACGUGACUAGUGAUAUA